AUGGCUACUCGUUGUGAAAGAAAAUGGAAAACUUGCAACUCUCCUAUUGAAUUGGGAUAUUUAUUUUGUCCUAUUUGUGGAAAUUCGGUAGUAAGUGUUAACAGUGUCACUUCUAGCGGUUCGUCAGGAGAAACGAGUCAAUCAAAAAGCAAACGAUUUUCUUUAGACAGUUUCGAAAAGUUCAAGAGGCAGAAAGUCAACACAGCUCUUUCUUUGUUCGAAACAAAGGGCGCAAAAGCUCGUCAAAAGAGGAGAAAUAAGUUUUUAUCUACAUUGGUUUGAUGAAAGAAAUGUGUCAAGUCAAACGAGGGGAAUGGCUGCCUCUUUAAAUCAAGCCAGGUGCUACAGCUAAUGACAUCCUGGAAGCUGCAAUUCAGAAACAUUCAAUAUUUAAUAAACUAUAUAAUUCCAAACUGAAGAACAAGUUGGUAUUCAAAGAUGGCAGUGAGGUGUCUAACAUCCCCGGCGGUGACCCUGAAGAAAGUUUUGUAUUGUUUAAGUACAAAGAGUUAUCUGGUUUUUCAUAUGGAAAAAUUAAGUUAUUCCUCAUUCCUGAAAUUACAAGUUUUCAAAAUCGCAUUGAUCAACUGAAAAGCUGUCUUGAAGAUGCUGAAGAUGAUGAAUUGUCAUCUGAAUCAGAGGAGCAAGCACUAUCUCAUAACUCACUGGCUUGUGAAAUCAAAUCUGUGAAUUCUUCCAAUACAUUACAAACCAUUGCAUUACAAACCAAUCCACAGAGACAGAGACAAUAG
Messenger RNA from Paramuricea clavata, 752 nucleotides. The record is from the annotation of a GenBank genome assembly. Lineage: Eukaryota; Metazoa; Cnidaria; Anthozoa; Malacalcyonacea; Plexauridae.